AUGGGUCACUCUGGAGGUCUCCGAUCCGGCACGCGAUAUGCGUUCAGCCGUGACUUUCGCAAGAAGGGCGCAAUCCACCUGUCGACAUACCUGAAAACCUACCGCGUCGGAGAUAUCGUCGACAUCAAGGCCAACGGUGCCGUCCAGAAGGGUAUGCCAUACAAGGUCUACCACGGAAAGACCGGUGUCGUGUACAACGUGACCAAAUCCGCCGUCGGCGUCAUCAUCAACAAGAAGGUCGGCAACCGAUACAUGGAGAAGCGAGUCAACGUCCGCCUCGAGCACGUUAACCACUCGAGAUCGAGAGACGAAUUCUUGAACAGAGUCAAGUCCAACGCCCAGCGCCGUCGUGAAGCCAAGGAGAAGGGCGAGUCCGUCCAGCUCAAGCGCCAGCCCGUUGGCCCUCGUGCGGCGCACGUCGUCGAAUUCACCGAAGUCGAGUCUCUCGCUGCCCAGCCUUACGAUACCCACAUCUAA
Molecule: messenger RNA, 477 nt
Organism: Capronia coronata CBS 617.96
Lineage: Eukaryota; Fungi; Ascomycota; Eurotiomycetes; Chaetothyriales; Herpotrichiellaceae
Product: 60S ribosomal protein L21-A
Exons: 4
Coding region: 1-477 (158 amino acids)
Biological process (GO): translation
Cellular component (GO): cytosolic large ribosomal subunit; ribosome
Molecular function (GO): structural constituent of ribosome
Source: RefSeq, a predicted model, not a curated record